AGUAUUUUCGAGACACUCUAAGAGGUUUAACAGGGACACCGCCCACACCACUAAAUGUAGCGGCUCUGUGUCACCUCACAGCAGUCCUGAUCUUCCUGCCAUACUACAGACGGAGCAGCAAGGUGGAAACAAAAAGGAGAGGCAGGAAGACUUUAACAUCGCCCUCAGGUCCCGCACUAUCUGUCCUUUCCAUGAGCCGGCAGAUGGGAGAGGCAGGAACACGUCUCCGCGCCACAAACACACACCAGCCUAUUUUAAGGUCACUUGUAAGUCGAGGCAUUCGCAGGGUAGCACCCAGCGUGAUAGCACCAGAUAUUUUGAAUUUUCCUCACUUUGGAUUGCGCCCAAUGAUUGCACAGCUUUAGACAGGAUUAUGUGUGCAAAGCCUUACAAGCAGCGCCUGGUUUUGACUCUCCGUCUGAUCGUUAUAAUAAAAUGAUCUUCAGUUUGACGUUCUCUGUUAGGGGAAAUGUUGCCUAAAAGUACUUCAAAGCCUGUUCUCCCUGGGAAAAAAAUUGUUUUAUUAUUAAAUCCUGACAUGACUGAUGGUCUAUAUCCCUAUAUUCGGUUUGUUACCUCACCCCUCAGAGGGAGCACCUUUAAGGUAAGCUGAGGGGUGAUGUCCAGGACCUUGAUCUGGACAUGCAGGGGAGUUUGGGGUCCUGCAGAGGCGGCAUAUUAUCUCCCCCUGAAGCACAGGCUAGAGGGGCCACUGGGGCCAUGCCCUAUCAUACAGGCAGGUCACUUGACUCCAUUGCCCUCACUUGAUUAUGUGAGCCCUUCCUGCAGGCAAUCCUCUUUCACAGAGGGGACCUGGAGAGAUUCAGGUACUCAUCUGCUCAUCUCCCAGUUAUUAUUCAUUAUCUCCCCCAGCUGAGCUCAGACCCUGACCUGACCUCAUGGCAAACCUGGACACACCAAGGUUUGGUGUCAGGCUCAUAAGCUAAACAUGUGGUGAGGAUCAGGAAGCAUGCACGAAAAACAGUUGAGUAAUGAUUUGAUAAUGCUGUCAUUUUAAGUUUAAACCUUGCGUAACUAAAUUGUCGCGGCUUCCUUUCUUUGUUUCCAUCAAGCCACUUAGACGCCUUAAAGGGACCGUUUUAACACAUUCAUUUGUUUACCUCAAAGUUGUUUGGCUUCAGAUGAUGUGUUAGGCCUUUACUUUAAUAGUCAAACAAGGCAAAACUCAAAUAUAACAAAAAAAACUACUUAAAUCGUCUUUCUUUCUUGACGUUGUGCAGGAUCAUUUAACUUAAUGGUUAAAAACUGUGUCUCGAUGGCGUCUUUCACACAGGUUGCCCAUCUCUGUGUCUCUUAAGAGGCUGAUAGUAUAUUUUAUAAUGAGGUUAAUAUUUGGCCUUUUUUACAAAAACAAAAUACUGGCUGUAACACUUGAACCACUUUAAGAUUUGAAAGGAGAUAAAUAAAAUCAUAUUUUCUGAAAAUACCCUGAACAAGACAACCUUGAAAAAUACAGUUAGUCUGAAAUGUAAAUGAAUCUGUAUGAUUUGUUUCUGAUGUGAGGUGAGUGCACUUGAAGUCAGCGGUGGCAAAGUAUAUUUCUUCUCCCAUAUCUCCUCCUCCGAGGUGCCGCGGGAUACGAAAUGUGUCUCCCUGAUGGCGAAAACAGCCACAGAGAAGGCCUGUGAAGCAGCUGCAGCGAGAGGUAAAUGGGAUCUUCAGGCCUUCAUCACAAGGGAGAGCCUGUGGCCACUCUGCAGUUGCUCACCCAAAACUACAAAGACUGAUUCUCGGAUAACUAAAUGAAGAACCUGUCAGUACAAUGAUAUACAAUAAGAUGUUUCCCCACUUUCUCUGAAUAUAAGCAUACAGUACGUUCUUCAAAGCUUGCAACAGGUCAGCCCUCUUUGCCUGUUAUCUUAUCACUGAGAUAGAGAGAGAUUUCCUCUUUGUGUUACAGCAGCUGCUAUGUUUUGAUGUCGCCCCGUAUCUUCUGUCGCGUGGUGCGGGGCAAAGGAUUUGGGAGAUAGUUCUGACCUCACUGGGGAUUUCUUAUUAGUUUCCAAACAUCGUAAACCAGAAAAGGAAGACGGACCUGAUAUCACAACUCUUGUGGAAAGAGUUUAUUCUAAUUCAGGCGCGGAAACACGUCAGGGCCAAAAAAAGGAAGUGGGAGGUGAAACCGAGACCGCAACACUGCCGGAUGCCGCAGUGGAACUUGAACCAAAAUACUCGACAUAGUGACAGGACAGGGGGAGGGGCAUGCAGUGUGGGUAAAGGGAACUUGCUGUCUGUGUAAUUGUUUAUCAUAUUUCCAUUGACCACUCUCACCUCAAUUGGAAACAUCGAUGUGCUUUCACUUCCUUGAUUGAUUAUUUUUUAAGUAAAAGCAGCUCUAACACAUGUUGAAGUGUCCUUGAGUGUAACUUUGGGAGGAUGAACCCGUUUUGAACUUUGGACGGUUGCAUAACAGGCCUACCUGGUAGGUCUGCAGAGGAUGGUACAGAUAAACUUUUCAACCCUUUUGACGAGGAGAUACUUUUCAGACUUGCACGGGUCUUUGUAGAGGGUGGGUCAGAGUACCCCCCAUGAGGAAUAUUGGUUUCUAACCAGCAACUCUCCUCUGGGAGGGGUUUGUAUCAAUACCCCAGAUGUCUGGAAAAGGCUGGAUUUACAUGAGAGACUUUGAUGUUCUGAUGAUCAAUCUUUAGUUGGUGGUUUGCAUUGACCCUGAUUUGGUGUCUCAUCAGUGGGCUAGGCAGGAGUAGGUAAUGGAGGUUUUUUGUUCCUUUGGUGGUUAAGCCAGCCUUGGUAAACCCCUAUGUGCCCUCCCGAUGAACUCUGGGAGAUCAUUGAUCAAAUUGUCCUGCAUCUGCUUUGUUUGCUUCCCCGACUUAACAGUCAAAGCAGCCGCGUCCACAAACAAAACAACCAAAACAAUGCACACAGUUAGUCCGGCGGUCCGUUGCUUUUCAACAAAUGUUAAGUAUCCUUCAGUGUGAAUAUCGCUUCUUGACCUUGAUCUUAUUUGACUUAUGAAAUCACAUUUUUAACAAUUGGCAAGGGUAUUAUAAUUCUACACUCAUUGUGAGGCAUGCCAACUGGGAGAACAUUCUUCCAAAAACCACCUACUUGAAUCCAUCAGUACACCAUUGAAAUGCCAAGAUGUGUACUUCCAAAUACACUGUGCAUUUUUUUCACCUCCUUUAUAUUUCGGAGAUAUUCUGCCAAAACAUCUGGGUUUUUGCCUCUCAGCUUCCUUGAAUGUGUUUAUUUUUACUCCAAAUGUCAGGAGAGUUGAAAUAUUGUGAUUAAGAAAAACUGACAGCUGUAGUUCAACGAGGCACAGUAUAUUGCAUCUCUGGAAAAAAUAAAUAACUUCUCACAUCCCCUGAUGAUAAGGCAAAUGCAUUUAAUAUUUCCUUAAUGUAUUCAAACUUACAUUAAUUAAAAGGAAUUUGUAUAAUCAAUUAAAUUGCCUAACCGGCGCUUAGUGAUCUAAUAUGCAUUCUGACUCGAGUCUCUAUUCUUCUUUUCUCGCUGCUGCUGCUGGAGAAGUGCGGAAGAUUUAUUUCACGGGGGACUUCCUGGAGUUCAUCACUUGUUGUGAGCAGAGGCCAAAUGGAUUUGGGUGUGACAUCCAAAGCAUGCUCUGCUGACCACUUUGCACGUGUAUUCUCUGUUUGUCUGACCCCAACAGACUCAUUCAGAGCUCUGUAGUCCACCUGGAGGUUUGAAUCAUGCCUCUGAAUGAAUAUACUUAUUUAAUACACUUGUUUUUUUGGCUUAAGUAAACGUCUGUCUCCAAGAACAUCAUUCACAAAUGAGAAACAGUGAAUUUUAAAAUGCGCCUUUUGACCUUUAAACAUUAAGGUACCCGGUCGGGCUUGUAUCUGAAAAAAAUGUUUUUCCUUUCCUAAUAAUAACACUGAAAAGAAAAACAUUAUCCAGACAAAUAGCAAUGAUGGGUAGGGUAACAACGCUCACUUUUAACUAAUGCAAAACUGGACUAAAAAAGAAAUGAAGCAACAUAUUUUUACGGAUGAUGUGAUGACACAAAUGUGUUUUCAUUGGAUAUGCGUUAAUCUUUCUUUAACUGAAUUCAUAUUAGAGAUUCUCCAAAUUCAAAAUGUAGAUGCUUUUCAAAUAAAAGGCUGUAGUAUGAAAAGUCAUAGUUCGGAAAUAUGGAGAUUUGUUUGGGAUUAAAACACCUGCAGAUUGAUAAACCAUAUACAUACUGUAUAUAAUACUUCUCACCAUUACAGUGAUCAUAAUAUCAAGAGAUGUUUCCUUUACAACAUCAUGUAAAAUAAUGGAUGUGCAGUUACUGUUGGGAUAAUUAGAAUAAUGUUUAUCUAUUCAUAUAUCUAACUAACAGCAAGGAACAUCAGUUGUAGUCUUCCCCCAUGAAGCCUGGAAAAACUGAACUAAUUUGACUAUAUAUCCGCAGUGCCUGGGCAGUUUUCCACUUUAAAACAAGCCUGUGCUUCCAUGGAAUCCCGGUAUGCAAAAGAGGCCCGGACGCUGCAGUCAAAGAGAUUAAACGCCACAACAAACACAGAGGGCCAGGCCCAGGUGAUCAGAUCACAGUCGAGGAAAUAAACCUGCAACAGGUAGGUGUUCCAACUUUCCGGCGAGGCGCCGCAGUACAGUGAGUCCUUAUCACGCUGACCUGAGGGAUUUCUCUCAUUUGAUUAAACCCAUAAACACUUUUUCCACGGCUCUCCCACUGAACUGAUCAACCCCUGCAACUUCAUGAGGUAGACAAAAAAAACAGGAACAGCACAUAAUGUGAUGCAAAUGAUGCAAUAAACUGCUAUAAAUAUACUACCUCUUAUGCGUAAUGUGUGACGCAGUAGGUCAUGUUAUUGUUCUGCAUUACAUUAUGAUGUCAGGAUUACCUGUUUUUAGUCCAAACCAAUCAUACAUUCCUGUUUGUCAUGCAGUGGUAUAGACAAUAGAGGCUUUUACAUACUGUAUGUUAGCACAUAUGCUUUCCAUAGCUGUGGAAAUUGUUCCUGAAAUGUAUAUUUCAAAAGAUGUUCACCUUUUGACCUUUGUUUCUAAAGCAGUUUGUUGAAAUAUAUCAAACUGUUUAUAUGCGGUGAAUAUCUGUUGUGUCCCCUUUAAUGAAUGUAUUUUUCACUUGAAUGUUUAAUUAUUAAUAGAUAAUGCUUACAACUAUAACAGCCUCUUAACCUGUGCAAAAUUGAAUUCCAGCUUUCACAUUUGACAAGCUAAAAACUGACAGAAUGUAAGUAUAAAAACAUUAAAUUGGUGAUUAAAAUGGCCUGAUAAACGAUGUACAUACUCUAUGUUGAUUGACAUUUAGCUCCAAAUACGUGAACAGCUAAAACUCAAGAAAAAAUCACUCAUAUCUUGUUCCUUCUGACCUGGAUUAAUGUGCUAACAGUGAUUCAGAGAACUACUUUUAGCACAUUUAUGCACAUUUAAGGAGUGAGUCAGUUAAGGCAGAUGAUUAAGCCAACAUAGAAAAUCUUUCUUUGGUCGGACAUUUUUUUUUUUAAGUCUGUGAGGAUCAUUGUUGUCUAUUUUGUUGAUUCAAGGCACAAUACUGUUUACAAGACAUCCUGAGAGGAACCUACUCUAUCUGCCCGCUGGUAUGACUGCUAUGAUAAAACACACACACACACACACACUGAGGACUUGCCUGUGGUGAUGAGCCACACCAGAUCACUGGCUGCUGUGUUUGUGUUAGCCCCCUAAACACAGAGCAUGAUUCAGACUAAUUCUCCCACACACUCUGUUUACACUUCUGGUUCAUUGAGGUACUAUUAAUUUCUCAGUUCUGAAUAUUCAGGCACUGACAUUUCAUUCAAUAUUUUCUGUGAGAUUUGCAAAGGCCUGUGCUUCAUGUUGGUACAGCUACAGCAGAAAGUGCAUAGCCUACUCCCAACCUAGUUAAUCCCUGCUAGACUUUUAAUGAGGAGUGCAGAGUGUGAUAGUGAGUUGAAAGCAGUGAGCAACCCCAACGAUUUUAAGUCUUCUUUUUUUCUUUUUCUUUUUAAAAUAACUCUAUUCAAAAGGAUAUAAAGUCAACCACUGUGUGAUGUUGUUUCUUUUUCACAAGUUGGCAAAUAAGUAAAAACGCGACCCAUGACGCUCCAUCCACUGUCAUCUCUUCUGUGGCUUCCGAACACUUUUCCACUUGUGCUUCACCCGGAACUCACAUGUCCAAAUACAGACAGAAAGGGGCGGGGCCGGACACUGCCCUUAUUUGGAGUUCCACUUAAGCGGUCACUUUGGCUUCAAGUCAAAGCAAGCCUUCGGAUUUACAGUGCGCUGCUUGCAAUAUUUACAAGUGAUUAACUCCGUCAAUUACUGUCUUUGUUAAGUGUUGCUGCUUGAAGAAGACGGUUUCCAACAGUUGUUCUGCAAUACAGGACGGAUAGUAGGAUAGGACAGUUUGAACAUUCACUAAAAGCAACAAAAAAGCAUAUUAGCUUAUACAAAUUAUUUUUCUUUAGUCUUAUUUGGGCAAAACGUAUUUAAAAGAAAGGCCAACACAUAGAAAUAUUUCAAUAUGUGUAUGACCAAACAGUAUAAGGCCUUUAAUGACUUAAAGUAUUUUAAUUGUUUACGACAACAGCCUCUUUCUCUGUCUCUCCGUCUCACACUGUCUCUCACUCGCACACACACAGCUGCAUAAAAAGCUCCCAGUGUGCGUGAUAGUCCACAAUGGACAUCAUAAUGCCUGAUAAUAAUACAGAUAACAGCUGUUGAAUCCCUCUAAUGUUUUCCACAAGGACAGGAACAGAGGAGAAUCGUCCCGGAGAGGGACGCAUCUGGAGCAGCAGUGAAGAUUUGGUAAACUUCUGUGGCUCGCUAUCUAUCGGAGCCUUUUGCCUCCACUGUAGUUUCCACAGCCUGACGCGCGGAGAGCAUGGGUGCUGGGCGCUCUGUCCAUAUUUGGUCAUCUACGUCACGCAAAUGUUCCAUCCCCCUAUUUAAUACAGGCAGACUGGAGUCCCCUAUCCAGCUCCAAUAGAGCAAGUAGAGCUGCUCUUGUGCAACCAACACCACCACCACCUCCUCCAUUGAUUCACAGACUUCACAUUCCCCCACAAGCAGCCCAUCAGCUUCCACAGUGAUCAGAUUAAUAACAACAGUAGCCUGUGAUCACACAGGAGGAGAUACCCGGCGCUGCUCGUCCUCCGCGGGAUACUUGGAUACAGCAACAGGAUCCAUCCCUGCUCCUCUCCUCUUUUUUCUCUGAUCCACACCUGUGUUUUCCACUUUUGAGAACACCCGCUGUGUUUUUUUCUGAGUAACUACUUGGAUACCUGCGAGUUGUCCUUUUUAUAAAUGUCGGACUGACUAUAACUGCUAUGACAGGGAAACUAGCGGAGAAGCUCCCUCUUACGAUGAGCAGUUUAAUAAACACGAUCCCUGACAGUCUCUACCCAGAAGAGGACAUCCCGACGUCUAUGAAUAUUUUCACCAGUACGGAAUCUAUUAACCACUAUUCACAGAUGAAUACAGAUAACAUCAUGGAUCUGGGCAUGGGAGGCGAGAAAGCAUCCGCAGAGAUUCAGUAUGGAUCCAGCUUCCAGUCCAACCGCAGCGGGCAGACUGUCACCUAUCUGGGGAAGUUUGCCUUUGACACUCCUCCGUCAGGGGGCCUCGGGGGCUCCGGGUGGUGCUCUGAUAACAACAUCAUCAGUCUUGUCAGCGCGGGGAUCCUGGGUGUCUCUCCAUCACCCGGCACGGUCACGUCGCAGACAUCGUCCUCCGCAGCCAGCAUGGGCGGACAGACGUCAGACAUGGAUCAGGUGUACGGUCCUCCGCUGCCUGCCUACUCCACCUGCGGCGACCUGUACCAGGACCAGGUCUCCUUCCACCACAGCCCGGCCACCAGCAGCGGACUCGCCUACCCGGGCAAUGACUACCACUCCACAUCUAAAGCCUCCAUGGAUGGCAGCCUUUUCUCCAUGAUCCCCGACUACAACCUUUUCCACCAUCAGGGGGAUGUUGGCGUGAUGGAGCACAAGCCCUUCCAGAGCAUGGACCCCAUCCGAGUCAACCCUCCUCCCAUCACACCCCUGGAGACCAUCAGGGCGUUCAAAGAUAAGCAGCAGAUGCACCCAGGUUUCCACGGGGGGCAACAGCACCCUCCUCAGCACCACCCACCCCCACAGACUCUCACCCUCAAACCCAUACGACCUCGGAAGUACCCCAACCGUCCCAGCAAGACCCCUGUCCACGAGCGGCCGCACGCCUGCCCGGCGGAGAACUGUGACAGACGCUUCUCACGCUCAGACGAGCUCACACGUCACCUUCGCAUCCACACAGGUCACAAACCCUUCCAGUGCCGAAUAUGCAUGCGCUCCUUCAGCCGGAGCGACCACCUGACCACACACAUCCGCACACACACCGGCGAGAAGCCCUUCUCCUGUGAGUUCUGUGGACGCAAGUUUGCCAGGAGUGACGAGAGAAAGAGACACUCAAAGGUUCACCUGAAACAGAAGGACAAGAAGCCGGCUGAUAAGAGCAGUGGGGUGGCUGGGAGCCACAGCUCGCCCCCCAGCUCCUGUGGGGGGCCGACAGGGGGAACGUCAUGACCGUCACUACACACACUUGGACUGGACCCUCACCAUGCCCCAUAAAGAGACUUGGGAAGACGGGAUCACGUCCGCUAUGAGAUAAAUAGGUGACUCUUUUACACUCUUUUACAUCCCCCGCUCUUAUUUCCAUAGUUCCUUCUAUUUUGAGAUGGAUGAGUUUUAGUUUAAGAAAAAAAGGAGAAAGGCUGCUACACCCUUCUCUCUCAGCUACUGUAACACAAAGAAGGGCCCCUUGGCACAUGCUGUCCACAAGGUCACUUCAUAUAGGUUUGUGGGCUGGAUACACUUUUGUCAAUUUUACUGAGAAUUUCUAAAUUGAAAGGAAGCCAAGGGUCAAAAAACUAAAUUAAAUGGAGCUUAUUUAAAGGGUGAGUUGUCUGGGAUGUAUGCAUUUAUUUUAUUAGGCUGUUUUAAAAAAGUGCAAUUGGUUAUAUUUGUGUACUGUCAUGGAUACCUUAUUAGUGGCACUUGACGGUCUUUUUGUUGUAUUUUGUUGAGGUGUCGUGUUUUUUUAUUUUCUAUUUGAAUGUUGUUUUCUCAAAAUGUGCCAAAUGUAUUGUGGUGACAGAGCCAACCUUGUUUUUUUAUUAUUGUGCCUGACAUCUGCCAAACAUAACAGUGAUAUCAGCUUAGCACACAUGUUGAUUUAACGGAAAGAUCAGAUUCAAAUAGAUUUACCUGCACAAAUUGGUUAAGUCUACAUAAUGACUGAAUGGGUUACACAAAGCAAACCGAUGUCUUGUCUUGUUACUUGUACUUAUAAAACAAACAUGCCUGCAGCAAUCAAUGCCUCUGCCAAUACUUUAUUUAUUUGUAGUCACUGAGAGACACUGUGUAUUUGUGUUGCCUUUUUUUAUACGGUGGCUUUAUGUGGCGUUACCAGAUAUCAUUUCUUUUUUAAAAGCUCACCAAUACUGUUCAUUUUUCUUGAGUUCUGCAAUUAUAUGCAAUAUAUUCAUUACAUGUGCCACAACCCGUAAAUCAGAUGAACCAAGAGCACAGUUAGACAGACUGAACUAUUUAAAUAAAUAACACUGGGUUGUAAACCAGCAGUAUAUCAAAGCAAAGAGGAAUGAAGGAUUCACGGUGUAAAAAAGACUACUUGGUAUAAAUCACCUAAAUCUGACCAGCAUAUGGUAAGGGAAAAUGAAAAUGUCCAUAUCCAUGUUUACAUCUUUUGAAUACAGAGAGACUGAGUUGUGACUUAGGGACUUGUUGUUUUUGUACAGUAUACACACAUGUAUGCAGGUAGCUAUACAGUAGAAUUUUCAGUUUUGUACUCAAAUGUCAAAUGCACCAUAACUCAGUAUUAAAUUGUGCAUAUAUGUGCAUGCCUUCAUGCAUACUAUGUAAAUACAAAUGACUGCAUAAACAAGAACUCUCAAUUGACUGAAUGCUUGUGGGAAUGUGUCUUAAAGCUUUUAGUAAUGUAGUUAUAAUACGGAAUAUUUUGUUGUCAUAGGUUAUUUCAAAACAUUUUAGAGCACUGCAAUAGUGCCAAAUAUGGUGUAUUAUCUUCCAUGAAAGAAAAAAAAACAAUAAUAGCAUUUGUAAGUGGUUUAAGGAAGCACUAAUGUGUUCUCUGAAUAAACAGAAAGACUUUUUACAUUUUGUUUAUCUCCAUUAUAGUAGCAAUCAGUUCAAUUAACACAUCUUCCCAAUUUCUUAGCAAACACUGGUUACUCUCAGAUGGACAGAAGACUAAAUGACUAGAUUAUUUCUAAAACCAAAUCCAUUAUAGGGCAAUGCCAAUAUUGGUCCGUCUCUAAUUGUUCAUUUGUCCUGAUUUGAAAUAAUAACUAUUCCAUCAUUCUAUGAAACAUGUUGUGUACGCUUAUCUCCUCUGUGAGCUUCUAUGGGAUCUUAACAUUUUUAUUAUAAUGAUAUUUACAACAAUGAAUACAUUAUAUGCUUAGAAAAGCAUAUUCCCUUUCUCUUAAAAAUAUGGCUUUUUUGGCAGUCCAAAAAUGCUAUUUGGCCCAUUGGAUUAAAAAUGUGAGGUGUUAUAAUAAGCUUAUCCAUGUUUUAAUAUAGUUUCUGAUGUAGCCUACUUGGACCAACAAUAUUUCUGGUUAUUAGUUGUGCUCUCUAACUACUAAAAAAGUGUAUGCCCUAUUCCAAGCUUGAAAAAAAAAACAUAUUAUACCAGUCAGUAGACACGGCAAUCAGACUUAAAGAGAAUAUCGACUGAUAAAUGCAAAGGCCAGAGGAAGGGUUCAGGAAAGCAAUGCCACAGAGAACACAGGGCACACAGAAGGCCAUGUUUCCCCCUCCUGUAACAACCAGUUUCACUGCUGAGCUUCCUGGCAACUUUCCACUUCUUUUCCAAUUAAUUUGGCCUCAGAGAGCCUCAACUCAUCUACAUGGAUAAAUGAACAGAGCUCCUUGCACUUUUUCAAGUAGUUUAAAAGACCAUGCACCCUGUAACAUCUAAAUGUAAAUCGAUAGUUUUGUAUUAUGAAAAUUAAUUGUUUUGCAUGGAUGGCAAACCAAACUUUUCUCAGCUUAACUCAACUGAAAUCCCAAACUACCAAACUGAAAAUAUAAUUUCUUUCACAUUACACAACAUUUCUUAUGUCUGAUUCCAGAUAAUUCGCUAAAAAACAACUAAGAUUAAAACAUUACUUGUGGAUUUGCCGAAAUCUUGCAAUGGGUAACAGACUCUAAUAUAAACAUCGUGUAGCAGACAGCCUCGUGGAGUUAACUCAAAUAAAUAUAUAUAUAUAGAACGUACACGAGUUGAUAGGAAAUACGAAAUGUUUAUCUGGAAUAAUUUGAUGUUAGACAUUGUUCAUGAUAGACCUUGAAUCUUUUUUGAUUUAUUUGACCAAAAAUGUUGCUCUUGUGUGCUCUUGAUUUGACACUCUGCUGGUGAGAAUGGGUGUUUUUAACUAUAAUAUAUAGGAUGUGGCCUCCUCUGAGAGAAAACUGUGUUUAUGUUUUGCUUUGUGUUGAGGAAUGAUGCAGGGUAAGGUGGAGACUACACCAAACCAUUUCCACAUCUAAAUGAAGCCAUGUAAUUACCACUUUGCAAACUCAAUAUUUCAUCGUUCAUAUCCUCUCACUGUGUUUGUCACUUUUGUUUGGUGACACUUUUAUAAUGGACAGAAAGGUUUUGUAAAAAAGUAUAUGAUCCCCCCUCCAUCCCACUCCUUGAAUAUAGCUUGGUGGUUGAACAAUACAGACUGCACCGUGUUCUGCUGAACAAUAACUCUGUGUAAUGUGUGAAUGCUGUAGAAACAACCCCCUCUUAAUAAUGCUUCUCUAAGAAUAAUUUAUAUUAUGCUUUUUUCAUGUUUUACUGUCCAAAAGUGGGCGGCUGAAACGCUCUGAAAUUGGAAUUUGCCUCAUCCUCGUUCUCUGCUCCAUGUUGGAUCUGAGCCAACAUCUGCAGCCAUCUUUGUGCCAAACUGGGUUGCAGGGUUGGCUGAUCAAAAACAAUAUGAGAUGAGAACUCCACAGGAGAAACAAAUCAUAAAUGUGACCUCAGUCUGCUUGCAGUUGAAGGCAGCCUUGUGCUAAUGUUUGUGUUUAACCGUUUGAUUUAGUCUCCGUGAAGUUGGCCUUGGGCACGGCAAUAGGCUUGGGCUCAUUCGUGACAAUUAAUAAUUACAAGAUUUUAAAAAAAUACUCAUCUUUUUAAGAGAUUUCCAUCAUGUGUGUAGAUAUAGGCUACUCAUGUCAUCUUAUGGACAACAGGGUGGCUUCAGGGAUUUUGUGGUCUUCAACAGUGACACUAUGGUGUUCAGAUGGAGUCGAUACUCACUGUUUUCUGUUGUGUUGUGUUUUCCUUUUCAUUACAGUAUAUCCUCAUGUUUGCAUGUGCACGGAAAUGUUCCAAAGUGCUGCCCUACGAUGCGGUGGGUGGUGCUCAUUUCUUUAUUAUGCAUGAAAAUAAUUCACAUUUGGUGAAACGGGAUAACAACAAUUCAAGACGGACAAUUGAAAACACACACUGGGAUAACUGUUCUGUUGGCUUUUUUUUCUCAAGAAAACAAGGGGUCUUGUUUAAAAUGUUGUUGAUGUCUUUAGCCUAUUUCAUGUUUUUAUUACCUUAUAAUAAGGUCAUUUUAUGAUGAGCUGAAUAUUGAAAUGAAUUUUACUAUAUCCUUGUGAUGGGGAGAUGUGCUCCCCUGUUUACUUGGCACUUCAGUUUGUUGUAAUGCAACUGUUUUGUUAUUUCUAUGUAAGUACUUGAAUAAAGAAAAAUAUCACUUGC
This is a messenger RNA of Gymnodraco acuticeps, 12765 nucleotides long. RefSeq names its product early growth response 3 (gene egr3). The transcript is spliced from 3 exons. Gene Ontology annotation, biological process: regulation of transcription by RNA polymerase II. Gene Ontology annotation, molecular function: RNA polymerase II cis-regulatory region sequence-specific DNA binding; DNA-binding transcription factor activity, RNA polymerase II-specific. The coding region runs from base 7311 to 8543 and encodes 410 amino acids. Lineage: Eukaryota; Metazoa; Chordata; Actinopteri; Perciformes; Bathydraconidae. The record is from RefSeq and is a predicted model, not a curated record.